AUGCCCUUGAUAUUGUCCCCCAUUCCACCCAAGAGCUACCCCAUGCUGGGUCACGUCGGUGUAAAAACGUUCCGGCGUACAUCCCCACAGAUGUUCAUGUGGGGACAUGUCAGGAGACCCAGCAGGCCAGUCCAAUGUCCACCUGCCUUCUCGUCGGAGAUAAACGGUGACAACCAGAAUGAGGUCAUGGAGGACGAUGCGGGCUCCCAGCAGACGCUAGAGUCAGUUGCAACAUCUCCGACACCGGUCGCGUCUCACAUUGGGUCAAGGUCGGAACAUGGAAGUAGGUCAACUCGUGAUCCAGCUUCAGCCUCCGAAAUGUCCUGGGCAGACGACCCUGACCUUGGUAUGGCAACAGACGACCCUGACCUUGACAUGGCAGAAGACGACCCCGACUUUGACAUCGCAGAAGACAAUGCAGUCUCACUGACCAGUGCAAAGUCGAAAAGGACACCAUCUCAAAAAGGUAGUGCACGUCUGUCCAGACGGAGCAUGGCAGACAUAGAACGUGAGGCAGAGGAGAUGCGCAACAUCCUCAUCACACAGUAUGGCCUGGACAUAUCAGAUGAGGUCGUAUGUGACGUCAGCGAGUCCGAGUCGGAAUCAGACGAAGAACGUGAGGUUGACUACGACACUGACCUCGACAUGGACAUGGACAAGUGGCUGAACGCCGAGCAACUUCGUCUCAAGGAUGAUCUCACAGGUGGGAGACGCUACACUGCAGCAUGUGACGCCAUCGGAGUAACAGCCGCCACCUACUUCGUAAAACACAUCACCGACCAGGAGGUGCACAUGAGAUUCCAUGGACUAGGGCCCCGGGGAGCCAAGGCUAUGUGUGUCCCACUCAAGACCAACAGUAAGAUCGAGAAACUGGAUCUGGAGGGGAACUGGAUAGAUGAGGCGGGCUGUGUGAGUCUGGCCGAGAUGCUGAGAGACAACAUCUAUAUCACUGAGCUGAUUCUGUCUGAGAACAAGAUUGGCAGUGCAGGAGCUCUGUCUAUGUGUGAGAUUCUCAUGAAGAAUGAUACCGUCACAAAGCUGGACCUCUCAGGCAACGAUAUAAAAGAUUCAGCGGCAGAGAACAUAUGCCAGAUGUUAAAGAAGAACACAUCUCUCCGCCACCUGUUCCUCAGCCACAACCACUUCGAGGAGGAAGGUGCUCUCCACUUCAAGGAGGCACUUUCAUACAACGAAUCCUUGGAGACUCUGGACCUGAGCUGGAACAGGUUCAGGACACGAGGGGCCAUCUACAUAGCCGAGGGGGUUCAGGAGAACUAUGGUCUACGCAUUCUCAACUUCUCCAUGAACGGACUCGGACUUGCCGGGGCAGAGGCUAUGGGGAAGGCACUGAAGGCCAAUAGGACACUGCUUGACCUUGAUAUUAGUUUUAACCGAAUACCGGAAGAGGGAGCUGGUCACGUGGCAGUUGGUCUGCAAGUAAAUGACGUGCUGCAGUCACUGAAGAUAAGCUCGAAUCCCCUCGGCAGUGACGGGUCAUUGGCUCUGCUGGUGGCAGUAGACAGGAACGACUGCAGCUGUCUGAAGUAUCUGGAACUGUUGAAUGUCUGGGUGAUGGACAGCUUCAUUGAUCUGAAGGACAAGCUGGAGAGGGAGCGGAAUCUCAUGGUGGUGUAUGGUGGCCUGAAGAAGAAGCUCCUGAAGCUCACCACCCUCAGAGGGGUCGAGUGGGAACGGUGGCUCGCCAACAACCCAAUGACCAAGAUAAAGAACUACAUCCGGGAUGCGGGAUACCGUCUGAUUGACCUCUUCCGGGACUUUGACAAAGACGGCAAUAUGUCCAUCACGAAGCAAGAGUUUCAUGUUGGCAUACAGUCUGCUGGCAUCGUGAUGACCAAGGAGCAGGUGGACGAACUGGUCAAGAGGUUGGACAAAGAUGGGAACGGAGAGGUGGAUUAUGGGGAGCUGAUGGAGGGCGACAGGGAAUACAGACAAGCACUGAGGGCAGCUGCUGCGAAGAAGAAGGUGAUGGUGGAGUCAGGGGGCGUGACUGAGGACGGGGAGGAAUCAGAAAGCAGUGGUGUUCCCUCCGUCAUCAGGAUGCUUAUGUCGGAAAGAAGCAGCGCUAGCAGCUCCGGGUCUGCCGCGUCAUAGCAGGAACUUUGACGUGAAGGUGGUGGAGAGCUGAGGUAGUGACUGGAGUCAGAUAGCAUCAGCUUCCUGUUCCUUACCCAGUCUCAGACGUUGGAGCAAACUUGAAGAAGUUCUUUUUGGCCAUUUUGUGAGAUAUGGAAAAGGUUUUGUCUCAUUUAUUGUGAAGAGGGAUCCAGGGUGACAGCACUGUGCUGACGGAGGAAUGAUUCAUAAUCAACACAUUUCAUCAUCCUAUCCUGCUAAUGGUGCACCUCGGAGUGCUGUUAGACCGUUAGGCAUAACGUGUGAUGUGGUGAGAUCAUGAACAGCGUACUAUGUUGCAUAUCUACAUCUCAAGGACAGCAAAUGGCGGGGAUCUCUCAAAUGCAGAAACAGAUUGGUUCUUGACCUCUGCAACUCCCCGGAAGUUUCUGUCAGCUAACAAAGAAACACCCAAGAAGAGGAAACUUUCAGGUCAAAAUUGAGAUAUAUUUCUCAGGAGAAAGUAUUUGCACUGAUACGUCAUACACAGCCUAGACUGGUGCUUAGCGCUAUAUAAAUGUACACAUAUUAUUAUUUAUUAUUAUUGUGAUUGUCAUACAGGACGUCGGCACAUUCUUAUAGCUGUUAUUGCUUCAGUAUACUCAUUAUACUCUUCGUUUCGUGAAUAUUUACCAUCUCUUCAUGGUCACGCUGUCUUACUAGGAAGCCAUUAAAAGCAGGAAUAAAACUAUUUCAUACUCUAUUUAUUUUCAGAGAAUGUAAAUAUAUGUACAUGAAAUUAUCUUGAAAAUUUUGCAUUCCAUGACACAGAUCGUAGUGUAUAAAACAUGUAUAGUGUAUAUCUGGGUUGAACUGCCCUGUGUUGACCCGCUGACUGUUUAAAGAAAAUUGUAUAUGUUCAUAUUUAUAUUAAAGAUAUUCUGUUUCAUGCUUACA
Messenger RNA from Haliotis rubra (blacklip abalone), 3030 nucleotides. RefSeq names its product leucine-rich repeat-containing protein 74A-like. The transcript is spliced from 13 exons. Gene Ontology annotation, biological process: nucleocytoplasmic transport; activation of GTPase activity. Bases 1 to 2112 code for a protein of 703 amino acids. Lineage: Eukaryota; Metazoa; Mollusca; Gastropoda; Lepetellida; Haliotidae. Gene Ontology annotation, molecular function: small GTPase binding; calcium ion binding; GTPase activator activity. The record is from RefSeq and is a predicted model, not a curated record. Gene Ontology annotation, cellular component: nucleus; cytosol; perinuclear region of cytoplasm.